Staurois parvus is the source of this 1187-nucleotide messenger RNA. The record is from the annotation of a GenBank genome assembly. Lineage: Eukaryota; Metazoa; Chordata; Amphibia; Anura; Ranidae.
UCUAACCUGUCUUUCCGGAAGAACGCCCAGAUCCAGUUGCGGCUGGCAAAAUACGACCUCCGUGGAAAUUUCCUCGGCUGGCAGACCCUUAAAGGGGAACUUUGCAGAUGUGUCCUAAUACGCAGAGUGUGUGGGAUGCGGCAUUUAAAUUUGGGACCUACUACAGCCUGUCUUGUUCUCUGGCCGUGUCCGACCUCUUCCAAGCCGUACCGGAGCCUGUAUUCUAUGAGCUCUUCCUCCUCUACACCAGUACCCGCGGUGCCAGCAUGCUGUGGCCCAUACCAGUGUGGAAUGCCAACAUCCAGGGUGGCUCAGGCACCCUUGGCUCCAUCCCUCUCCGGCGGUUCUUCCUGAUUGAUGGUAUCUCCGGCAGACAGGCCAACCUUUCUAGUCAGCCCUCCUCUGUCACCGUCGCUACAAGCCUCACCCUGAGCAUUUACCUACCAGUCAGCCCUCCAAGCAGCCAGCCGCCUUUCCAGCUUACUGUGACAUAUCAGAAACGAAGCCUACAGACUUCAGCGCAGGUUUCAUUUGCUGUCACAUAUACGCAGAGCCAGGGGACAUUUAAAAGAGAUAUGGAUAUUGCGCUCGGAGUCUUGGGCUCACUUGCUGCUGUUGUAGCCAUCUUGGAGACCACUAGUUGGCUGCGGAGAUCAGGUCAGCAGAAUAUUGGGAUAAUGGUGAUAAUUAAAUUUUUGGCGUUUUCCUGCGGAGCUCUGGCAAACACAUUUUUCCUUGUUGUCUAUGGAACAUCAAUCUACUGGCUAAUUGCAUUUAAGGGUCAGACAACGGCAGUGACGGUCACCUUGCCUCCAUCCGGUGGUCAGGUUGAGACUGAUUUUAUCAUCUAUAUGUCGUUGGCGUUCGCCCUAAAGGUGUUGGAAUUGCUCCACCUGCUGGUCACUCAGCUAACUGCCAACAUUUUCCUCAUCGACUGGGAGAGAUCGAAGGACCAAUCAGCAUCCAAUUCACAAGGGAAAUCCAGUGUGAGUAUAUGGAGGACGGUCCUGGUGGCAAAUGAAUGGAAUGAGAUCCAGACUUGCCGGAAACUAAGCCCAAUGUUCCAGCUCUUCAUGGUUCUGCUACUUCUAGAGGUUGUUGGUCUUAAAAACUUCACAGCCAAGGACCUGAACUUGGACUUGAACCCUUCUGCUGGAUCUUACCAGGCCCCCUGGAGCAUCAUCCUG